This is a messenger RNA of Pygocentrus nattereri (red-bellied piranha), 1730 nucleotides long. RefSeq names its product prostacyclin synthase-like. The transcript is spliced from 10 exons. Bases 46 to 1503 code for a protein of 485 amino acids. Lineage: Eukaryota; Metazoa; Chordata; Actinopteri; Characiformes; Serrasalmidae. Gene Ontology annotation, molecular function: prostaglandin-I synthase activity; iron ion binding; heme binding. Gene Ontology annotation, biological process: prostaglandin biosynthetic process. The record is from RefSeq and is a predicted model, not a curated record.
UGCAGUUACAGCUGUUCAAUUCGGGAACUAAAAGGCAGAAGCACGAUGAUUUGGACCAUCCUCCUCCUCUUCCACGGGAUUCUCUUCUUUUUCUUCCUCUCAAAUCGUACGCGGUCCAAGCGAGAGCCUCCAUUAGAUAAGGGAGUUAUUCCAUGGCUGGGACAUGCACUGGAUUUUGGAAAGGAUGCUGCCAAGUUUUUAACAAGAAUGAAGCUGAAACAUGGUGACAUAUUUACAGUUCGUGUGGCUGGACGCUAUGUUACCAUCUUACUGGAUCCCAAUUCCUAUGAUGCUGUUCUUCAGGACACAACAUCUCUGGACUUCACACGCUAUGCGCAAGUGCUGAUGGACAGGAUUUUUAAUCUGAAGCUUCCAAAUCACAAACCUGACUCAGAGAAAUCCAUAAUGAGAAGGCACUUCCAGGGUGAAAGCCUCACCUGCCUGAACCACGCUAUGCAGAACCACUUGUGGACUCUGCUGACAUUUGAGACAACCGCCCAAAACCAGACAAACUGGAAACAAGACGGGCUUUUCGGCUUCUGCUACAGUCUUCUAUUUAGGGCUGGAUAUCUUACACUCUUCGGUGGAGAACAGAAGAACAAUUGCAUGGAUGCAGCCAACGUCUAUAUGGAGUACCAAAAAUUCGACAGCCUCCUGAUCAAGAUGGCUCACACCACCUUAAAGUCAGGUGAGAAGCAGACAGCAGGCUCAGUCAAGCAGAGGUUGUGGGAGUUGUUGGCUCAGGCUGGUUUGAGAGAUAACUCUAGUCUGUGGCUGCAGAGCUACAGGCAGCACCUGAAGGAGGAAGGAGCUGAUGAAGAGACCCAAAGGAAAGCCAUGCUGCUGCAGCUCUGGGCCACACAGGGUAACGUGGGCCCUGCUACCUUCUGGCUCUUGGCCUUCCUGCUGACCCACUCAGAGGCCAUGAGAGCGAUGAGAAAGGAGUUUAACAGCGCCACAAUGCCUGGGACCAUCACACUCGACCCCCAACAGCAUACCCCGGUGUUUGACAGUGUCCUGGAAGAGACUCUGCGCCUCACUGCUGUCCCCUUCAUCACUCGUGAGGUGCUGCAAAACAAGACUCUGCACAUGGCAGAUGGACAAGAGUAUGAUGUCAGGAGGGGAGACCGCGUUUGUCUGUUUCCAUUCGUAAGCCCGCAGAUGGACCCUGAAAUUCACCAUGAGCCUGAGAAAUUCAAGUAUGACAGGUUCCUUAACGCAGAUGGAACGGCAAAACGAGACUUUUUCAAAGGUGGGCGGAGACUGAAGUAUUACACCAUGCCGUGGGGUGCAGGCACCAACGCUUGCGUGGGAAAGCCAUUUGCCAUCCAGUCCAUCAGACAGUUUGUGUUUCUGGUUUUGUCUCAUCUGGACAUUGAGCUGAGUGACCCUGAAGCUCAGGUGCCUGCAGUGGACGCCAGCCGCUACGGGUUUGGAAUGCUGCAGCCAAUCGAGGAGCUUCAAAUCCGAUAUAAACUCAGAGAGCGGCCCUGUGUCCAAUAAUCAUUUUCCUCCCACCACUUAAACACCACUUAACUACAUGUAUAUAUUUUAUAUUGUUUUCAAUAUUUUUAAAUAUUACUGUACAUCCAUGUAUAUUUCAUGUUAAAAUUUUGGGUACUGUGUGUAAAAUACCUAUGGUGUUUUUAUGGAAUUUAUAUGUUUAAGGAAUGUUUAUGUUUGAAGCCGUCUUCAAACAUGAAACGUUUAUAAAAACAUUUAUUUAAAAA